AUGAGCAGCCGAAUUGUCAUAACCACCCUGCUGAUCCAUUUGCUGUUACAAAGCGUUACGCCUGCACCUGUUGACCGUUCUCAGCUUCUUUCAUCGAUUCAGGAAAUUCAACGAAAGUAUGCAACGCUUGAAAAUGAAGAGCUCGCAUCCAAGGAAAAGAAUACGGUGGAGCUAGAGAAUGUAAACGACAGCAAACCGGAAGUGGACGUAGAUAACAUAGAAAAUUUGGAAUCGACUGGAGAAACUACGGAAGCUGAUGCGUCCAAAGAAGCAACUCGGAAAGCUAAGCUCAUGCAGCCAAAACUACCAGAAGACCUUAAAGCCCAAGCCACAAAGAGGAAAAACAAAAUGUUUGGCUACUUUGGCUACUAUCCGCAACCUACCUACCCACAUCCUCUAUCAUAUCCGUCAUACUACCCUCUAGAAUAUUAUGAUGAUUAUGCUUCGCUAGAAAGUUUUCCUAACGUUAACCCACUAGCAAACUUACAGAACUACCAGCAAAAUUUAGCAGCGCUACAGAGUAUGGCAGCAAUUCAGAACUUAAAACACUAUCAGUUGCCAAACGUACCGUCGACCAGUAUUCCAAAUUUAGGCAAUCUAGACAACAACCAGAUCUCACAGGACUACCAGAACUAUGGUGGAUUUUCACCCGAAGAUAGUUUACAAAAUCUAGACGAGGAAGAAAUAUUAUCCCGUACCAAUCAAGGAGUUCGCCGAAGACCCAACCAAAAAAAUUCUCCAAUUUAUUAUAUUCGUCUUCCACCAACUCCAUACAUGUUUGUUCCUGGAAUCGGUUACAUCUCGCAACCUCCAACUAUCCAACCUAUGGCGCCAGCUAUCCCACAAUAUCCCCAGUUAGUUCCACCAGUAACAAUGAGUCCAUUUUACAACCUUCCUAUAAAUUUCGUCUCCAAUGGCAAACCCUCUGGAAUCUACCAGUGGAGCGGAGCGCCAUCUCCAGCGCCAAUACCUCAACCAGCGUUUGGUUUACCAUAUCCUGGUGCUCGUCCACUCCCUCACCGUCCUGCCUUUAGGCCAAAUCCAUUUGUGCAGGACUCCAAAAUCACUCACUUGAAGGGUCCUUUCAUUUUCAAUGGCCGGCCGGAAGAAAUUUUCCUACUGCAAAAUUCCCUUAAUCCAUUCUUCCAGCCACCGAUCAAUCCAAUUAACCCUUUCAAUGGCUACUACUAG
Messenger RNA from Sabethes cyaneus, 1191 nucleotides. RefSeq lists its product as uncharacterized. The transcript has a single exon. Bases 1 to 1191 code for a protein of 396 amino acids. The record is from RefSeq and is a predicted model, not a curated record. NCBI's taxonomy places the organism in Eukaryota, Metazoa, Arthropoda, Insecta, Diptera, Culicidae.